AUGAUGCAAUUUCUGAGGAAGUUUUCAUACAAGACAUCUCUCGUUCGUGCGGUGGCCCUGGCGACUGCUGGCUCAGGAAUAUUUUGCUACACGGCGGCGCCUUCGGAUUACGAUACAUCGAUAUCGGUUUCAAUCCCUUCGAUCUGUAGGACUUCCUUAACGUGGCCCCGUGGAACAAAUGAAGAGAAUAACCAUCAUUUUGCAUUUACUCGUCCCAACCCUUCACAAUAUGGUGUUAUCCCGCUAUUUUUCUCAAAGCCAGAUGCUAUACCAGAUGCUGGCAUAAGUAAAGGAGCUCCAAUAGAUGCUGAAGAUAGCCCGAAACCUUCAUGCAACUGCCUUGGCCGCGAUACAAUCGCAAAUGCCGCUGCCAAGAUUGGUCCUUCUGUUGUUAAUUUGUCAGUACCUCAAAGUUUUCAUGGUAUGACCGUGGGUAAAAGUAUUGGCUCCGGAACUAUUAUUGACAAGGAUGGUACCAUCUUGACUUGUGCCCAUGUGGUAGUUGACUUUCAAGGAUUAAGGACUUCAUCUAAGGGAAAGGUUGAAGUGACUUUGCAAGAUGGUCGGUCAUUUGAGGGUACAGUGGUGAAUGCCGAUUUACAUUCUGACAUAGCAAUAGUGAAGAUCAAGUCUAAAACUCCACUUCCAGCCGCUAAACUUGGGAAUUCGGGAAAGCUUCGCCCUGGGGACUGGGUGUUGGCUAUGGGGUGUCCUCUUACCCUUCAGAAUACGAUUACAGCUGGUAUUGUAAGUUGUGUUGACCGUAAAAGUAGUGACUUGGGCCUUGGAGGCAUGCACAGGGAGUACUUGCAGACUGAUUGCGCUAUAAAUCAGGGUAAUUCAGGCGGACCUCUUGUCAAUGUUGACGGAGAAGUUGUAGGAGUCAAUAUCAUGAAAGUGUUGGGAGCUGAUGGAUUGAAUUUUGCUGUCCCUAUUGAUUCUGUUUCAAAAAUAGUCGAGCACUUCAAAAGGAACGGGAGAGUUGUCCGGCCUUGGCUUGGUUUAAAAAUGCUCGAUCUCAAUGACAUGAUCAUUGAUCAUCUCAAAGAGAAGAAUGUUUCCUUUCCGGACGUCAGCAAAGGAGUUCUUAUACCUGUGGUAUCCCCAGGUUCGCCAGCCGAUCGUGCUGGAUUCCAUCCUGGAGAUGUUUUAGUUGAGUUUGGAGGAAAGCCUGUAGGAAGCAUUAAAGAGGUGAUCGAUGCUAUGGGCGAUAAAGUUGGGAAGCCUUUGAGAGCUGUUGUGAAACGAGCGAAUAAUGUUACCGAAAUAUUGAAUGUAACUCCUGAAGAAGCCAAUCCAGAUAUGUGA
Messenger RNA from Striga hermonthica, 1308 nucleotides. NCBI's taxonomy places the organism in Eukaryota, Viridiplantae, Streptophyta, Magnoliopsida, Lamiales, Orobanchaceae. The record is from the annotation of a GenBank genome assembly.